ACUCCGUGCGCCGCCAUGGCGCUGAGGGGGCCCGGGGGGGGGGUCCCCGGCGGUGACGUCAUGGCGGCGCCGCCGGUGACGCGUGCGGCGGCUGUGACGUCACGCGGCCCCCCGGCAGCAUGGCGGCCGUGCCCGCGGCCGGCCCGCGCUGACAUGGACCUCAAGGGCCAGUACUGGACGGACGAUGACUCCGACGGGGACAAUGAGUCCGAGGAGUUCCUCUACGGCGUGCAGGGGACCUGCGCCGCCGACCUGUACCGGCACCCGCAGCUGGACGCCGACAUCGAGGCGGUGAAGGAGAUCUACAGCGAGAAUGCCGUGGCCGUCAGGGAGUAUGGGACCAUCGACGACGUGGACAUCGACCUCCAUGUGAACAUCAGCUUCCUCGAUGAGGAGGUGGCGACGGCGUGGAAGGUGCUGCGGACGGAGCCCAUCGUCCUCCGCCUGCGCUUCUCCCUGUCCCAGUACCUCGAUGGCCCCGAACCGUCCAUCGAGGUUUUCCAGCCGUCCAACAAGGAGGGCUUCGGGCUGGGUCUGCAGCUGAAGAAGAUCCUGGGCAUGUUCACAUCCCAGCAAUGGAAACAUCUCAGCAAUGAUUUCCUGAAGACCCAGCAGGAGAAGCGGCACAGUUGGUUCAAGACAAGCGGCACCAUCAAGAAGUUCCGUGCUGGUCUCAGCAUCUUUUCACCCAUCCCCAAGUCUCCCAGCUUCCCUGUUAUCCAAGAUUCGGUGCUGAAGGGCAAACUGGGCAUCCCUGAGCCUCGUGUGAACCGCCUGAUGAACCGCUCUGUGUCCUGCAUGGUGAAGAAUCCCAAGGUGGAAGUUUUUGGCUACCCACCCGCCAGCACCCAGGCAGGUGUUGCCCCCUUCAACAUCCUGGUUGGUGGCCACUGCAAGAACAUCCCCACGCUGGAGUACGGCUUCCUCGUGCAGAUCAUGAAGUACGCGGAGCAGCGGAUCCCGACGCUCAACGAGUACUGCGUGGUGUGUGAUGAGCAGCACGUCUUCCAGAACGGCUCCAUGCUGAAGCCGGCCGUGUGCACCCGGGAGCUCUGCGUCUUCUCCUUCUACACCCUGGGCGUCAUGUCCGGUGCGGCCGAGGAGGUGGCCACGGGUGCCGAGGUGGUGGACCUGCUGGUGGCCAUGUGCCGCGCUGCCCUCGAGUCCCCUCGCAAGAGCAUCAUCUUUGAGCCUUACCCCUCUGUGGUGGACCCCAACGACCCCAAAACUCUGGCCUUCAACCCCAAGAAGAAGAACUACGAGCGGCUGCAGAAGGCCCUGGACAGUGUGAUGUCCAUCAGGGAGAUGACUCAGGGGUCCUACUUGGAGAUCAAGAAGCAGAUGGACAAGUUGGACCCCCUGGCACAUCCCCUCCUGCAGUGGAUAAUUUCCAGCAACAGAUCCCACAUUGUCAAGCUGCCUCUCAGCAGGCAGCUGAAGUUCAUGCACACCUCCCACCAGUUCCUCCUGCUCAGCAGCCCCCCGGCCAAGGAGGCCCGGUUCCGCACGGCCAAGAAACUCUACGGCAGCACCUUCGCUUUCCAUGGCUCUCACAUUGAGAACUGGCAUUCCAUCCUCCGCAAUGGGCUGGUCAACGCCUCCUACACCAAACUGCAGCUGCAUGGAGCAGCCUAUGGCAAGGGCAUCUAUCUGAGCCCCAUCUCCAGUAUUUCCUUUGGAUACUCAGGAAUGGGGAAAGGGCAGCACCGGAUGCCUUCGAAGGAUGAACUGGUGCAGCGGUACAACCGGAUGAACACAAUCCCCCAGACCCGCUCUAUCCAGUCCCGCUUCCUCCAGAGCCGCAACCUGAACUGCAUCGCGCUUUGCGAAGUGAUCACCUCCAAGGACCUGCAGAAACACGGCAACAUCUGGGUCUGCCCUGUCUCGGACCACGUCUGCACACGCUUCUUCUUUGUGUACGAAGAUGGCCAAGUGGGAGAUGCCAAUAUCAAUACUCAGGACCCCAAAAUCCAGAAGGAGAUCAUGCGUGUGAUCGGGACUCAGGUGUACACAAACUGAGUGGUGGCAGUGGAACCCUGGGACCCCCCGGGCACCGAGUGAGCCCCCGGGCAAGGCUGGGCAGGGGCCGAGCAGGUUUGAGCCCCCCGGGCAGGGCAGAGCCAGGGCAACACCGGCGGCUCCACCUGUACAUAGGCCUUGGGCACCCUGUGAGCACCAGGCAGGUUCAGUGGUCCCUUAUCCCCUCCCUGUCCCCUUCCCACUGUCCCUAACUCUGUGGCAGCCUGGAGAAGGAGCCGUGGGUCUGGCGUGGCUGGGGACGGCCCCUCCUGGCGUUGGCAGCGAUGGCGUUUUUAUCAAUGAUAUGAGAAACUGAAGCAAAAAAAAAAAAAACAAAAAACAACUAAAACAAACCCAAAAACAUAGGCAAAAAAAAAAGAGAAAAGGAAUCAGUGUUUGUGGAUUGAACUUGGCAUUUAAGUGUGGGGUAUGGGAAGUGGAUGCUGGAGAAGGCAUGGGGGUACAGGGAUGGAAUGGGACUGUGAGGAAAGGAAAGUGGCACAGGAAAGGGAUGGGAUGGGCUCAUGGCAAAGGAGUGGGAUUCAAGGGAAGGGUGGGAGAGUGAGGGAGGAAUAGGGGCACAGGGAAGGGAUUAGAACCUGGAGAAGGGAUGGGGGCACAGGUAAGGGAUGGAAUAAUGAGAAAAGGAUAGGAUUGUGGAGAAGGAGCAGGAAACAAGGAAUGGUAUCUUGGGGAAGGGAUGGGAUUGAGGGGACAGGAUGGGACGGGAUGGUGGGAAAGUGCCAUAGAGAAUUGAUGCAGUUUUGGGAUAGGGCUGGGAGGGAACUACUCCCCCUGUGGAGUAGGAUAGAUGGUGCUGUGGAGGCACAACACAAGAGAAAAGGGAUUGUGCCUUAGGGAUGGGAACAUGGGAUCCCACGGAGCAGCCCCCCUGGCAUCAGUGCUGCAGCAGAGAUUCAAAUGGGAAGGAACUUCCCAGGAAUAGCAUUUUGUUUCAGCCCAAGCCCAUCCCAGUAACUCCAUGGACACAGCUGCAUCCUGCUACACCCAAACCUGGAUGGAAACCCAGCAGAGAUAGCCCAGAGGCUGCCAGGGCUCAGGGUGGGCAGAGGGGGCUGGGCACUGCUGGUCCCCACAGUCCAGGGGCUCUCCUGGUCAGCCUCAGCAGCGCAAGGCCACGAUUUCAGUCAGGAUUUACGAUGGAACUUAAGAACCGAUGUAAGAAUUAUCCUGGUUUUGGUACAGUCACCACCUGAGUCCUGACAGGUUCAUUACACCAGUGGGUGCACUCAGUGUCACUUCUGGCAUGUCCUUGUCUUCUGUCCAUGCUGGAUCCCAAAACCGUCUAUCCCCAUUUGUCCCACACUGGCUGCUCCAUGUAUCCAAGGGCCACCCAAACCUGGGCAGGUCAUUCCCUCGCCCCUGGCCCGCCACCUAACCCUUGGUGGGGGGGUUGCUUAAAUUUGUAGGGUUUGGGUUUUUUUCCUUUCCUCAAAUAAAAAAUAAGUCACUUUCCUGGGAUCAUGACAGUCACUUAGCUGUACCCACAAAUGCAAAGGGACAUUCCAUGGGACAUGGCCACAUCUCUCUGAAGCUCCUCCGUCCCUUGGAAAGAUCAGUGAAACAACAGGGCUGUGUCCUGUCCUGAUUCCCUCUGCAGCCAGGGUGAAUUCCUCCAAAACCAGCAAUUCCUGUGAAAAAGCAAAUAACAAGAGAGGCCUGUGGUGCUCUCCCAGCUUCACCAAAUUGUGUUGGAUGCUCCAGCCCAGAUGGAGCUGAGCUGGCCAUAACGGGGGCCUGGGUGUUGUGUUUGGGUGGUGGACGCGGCAGCGAUUGCUCCAAAGAACCAACGAAGGUGACGAUUUUGACAAAAUAAGUUUAUUUCGCUUCACUUAAUUUUGGCCGAAACCUCACAUUUUUCUCCUCUUUUUUUUAAGUUUUUUUGGCUGAAAAAAAAAACCCCAACCCAAAAAUCCCCCCAAACCAACCCAAAAUGCAAAGAACCACAUCACUCCACCCCCUGCCAGAGGUGACCAAGGAGCUCCAACUCCCCCUGGGCCAUGGAGCUGGGGGAGCCACUGCAGUCCCCCCAUCAAAUCCCCUCUGCAUCCCCCCCAAUCCCCAGCCACAAACUGGCCCCCAAAACCAAGCCCUUGAACCCCCCAAAUCCGAGCCCUGUAGGAAACACUCGUGGCUCUGAAUGCCCGAGGGUUUUACUCAACCUUCUUAAUUUUUGUUGGAUUUUCUCCUCCUUUCCCAAAGUUUUUUUGUGUGUUUUGUUUUGUUUGUUUUUUUUUAAAUUAAUUUAUUUAUAGAUAUAUUUAAAAAAAGCAAUAGUCCUUUGGUCCCUAAACUCUAAGGAAUGAUAUGACUCUGAAACAAGUAAUCCUAUGUCCCUGUGCCAGUGACAAGCAGGGGAAGCGCAUGUCCCGCCACCCUGCUCCAUGGGAUAUAUAUAUAUAUAUACUUAUUUAUAUAUAUCUUCUAUAAGUCCAACAUACUUUGAUCCUUCUUUUUUUUUUCCCCAAUGCAGGGAAAAAGGAAAAUCUUGCCGUUAUUCUUUAUCAUCCAAACAAACAUCCUCCAGGUGAAGCGCCCGAGGCUGGUCCCGUCCCACCGGCUUUGGUUUAAGAAUCCAUUUGGAGCCUCUUUUCCUCGUUUCUCCUGGGAAAUCGGUAGCAGCAAAUGAGUGCUUUAAAAAAAACCCAAAAAACAAAGGUAGAUCGUGGCCCGGCUGCCCGGAGCCAUCAGCCUUGCUCCCAGUGAGGGAUCCGGUGAGUCCCGGCGAGCGGCCGGCGGCCAAUCGCAGCCCCGGCGCCGCAUCGCUCCCCUCCUUCCUUCUCUUCUUCUCAUUCCCGUUAAACAACAAACAAGACCAGUUUGGGAAAAAAUUCAAAAAGGAAAAGCUACGACCAAAA
Messenger RNA from Taeniopygia guttata (zebra finch), 4898 nucleotides. It is a transcript of the gene PARP6, whose product is annotated as poly(ADP-ribose) polymerase family member 6. Gene Ontology annotation, molecular function: NAD+ poly-ADP-ribosyltransferase activity. The record is from RefSeq and is a predicted model, not a curated record. NCBI's taxonomy places the organism in Eukaryota, Metazoa, Chordata, Aves, Passeriformes, Estrildidae.